This is a messenger RNA of Drosophila busckii, 1577 nucleotides long. RefSeq names its product AP-3 complex subunit mu-2 (gene carmine). Gene Ontology annotation, biological process: intracellular protein transport; endocytosis. Gene Ontology annotation, cellular component: cytoplasmic vesicle; clathrin adaptor complex. The coding region runs from base 210 to 1457 and encodes 415 amino acids. NCBI's taxonomy places the organism in Eukaryota, Metazoa, Arthropoda, Insecta, Diptera, Drosophilidae. The transcript has 6 exons. The record is from RefSeq and is a predicted model, not a curated record.
GGAAAAAAAAAUACAAAAGCCGUAAACAAGUACGCGGUGCUAACUAAGCAAAAAAUUAAAUUUAGUAAAAACUAAGAUUUUACACGCUUUUUGAGUUUGCGUAGCGUUUGUUAAGUUGGCAACGCAGCAAUUAACAUUAUAUGUUAAGUUUUACUGUUGCCCACUUUGUUAAACACGUAAACAGUUUUUUUUUGUUGUAAGCUGGAAAUAUGAUACACAGCUUGUUCAUAGUAAACAGCAGCGGUGAAGUCUUUCUGGAGAAGCACUGGCGUUCCGUUGUCUCACGUUCCGUUUGCGAAUACUUUCUCGAUGCGCAACGAGCGGCACCAUAUGAUGUGCCGCCUGUGAUAGCAACGCCGCAUUAUUACCUGAUAACGGUGCAGCGCGAUAGCGUCUCCUUGGUGGCGGCCUGCAAGCAGGAGGUGCCACCGCUGUUUGUCAUAGAGUUCCUGCAUCGCGUAGUGGAUACAUUUCAGGAUUACUUUGGGGAUUGCACCGAGACUGUGAUAAAGGAUAACUAUGUGGUUGUCUAUGAGCUGCUCGACGAGAUGCUUGACAAUGGCUUUCCCCUGGCCACCGAGAGCAACAUACUCAAGGAGCUCAUCAAGCCACCAAAUAUACUACGCACCAUUGCCAACACGGUGACGGGCAAGAGCAAUGUUAGCACCACGCUGCCCUCGGGUCAGCUCUCGGCUAUUCCUUGGCGUCGCAGCGGCGUGCGCUAUACCAACAAUGAAGCCUACUUUGAUGUUAUAGAGGAAGUCGAUGCGAUUAUAGACAAAUCUGGCUCGACGGUGUUUGCUGAAAUACAAGGACACAUUGACUGCUGCAUUAAGCUCUCGGGCAUGCCGGAUCUGACGUUGUCGUUUAUGAAUCCACGCCUCUUUGACGAUGUAUCGUUUCAUCCUUGUGUGCGUUUCAAGCGCUGGGAAGCGGAGCGUCUGCUUUCCUUUAUACCGCCCGAUGGCAACUUUAGACUGAUGUCGUAUCACAUUAGCUCACAGUCUGUCGUAGCCAUACCCAUUUACAUAAGGCACAAUUUCUCCAUAAAAACGGGUGAGCAGGGACGUUUGGAUUUGACUAUUGGACCACGCAAUACGCUGGGACGCACUGUGGACAAAGUUAAGCUGGAGCUAACUAUGCCCAAGUGUGUGCUGAACUGUCUGCUGGUGCCCAAUCAGGGCAAAUAUACAUUCGAUUCGGUUAGCAAAACGCUCAGCUGGGAUGUUGGACGCAUUGAUGUCUCCAAGCUGCCCAACAUACGCGGCUCUGUUUCCAUUGCGCCUGGCAGCACCAAUAUCGAUGCCAAUCCUGCUAUCAAUGUACAAUUCCAAAUCUCACAGCUGGCCGUAUCGGGUCUCAAGGUUAAUCGCCUGGAUAUGUAUGGCGAGAAAUAUAAACCAUUCAAGGGCGUCAAAUAUCUAACCAAAGCUGGCAAAUUCCAGGUGCGCAUGUAGCUACGCGCCCCCCUCCUCUCUACAAAAAGAUCAUAAGCUUUAAUUAAGUUAAACUGCUUACUAUAUAUAUAUACACUAUAUGCUUAUAUGUUAAAACAAUAUGAAAUUUCAAAAGUCUAA